Molecule: messenger RNA, 1209 nt
Organism: Cynocephalus volans (Philippine flying lemur)
Lineage: Eukaryota; Metazoa; Chordata; Mammalia; Dermoptera; Cynocephalidae
Gene: LHX5
Product: LIM homeobox 5
Exons: 5
Coding region: 1-1209 (402 amino acids)
Biological process (GO): regulation of transcription by RNA polymerase II; neuron differentiation
Cellular component (GO): nucleus
Molecular function (GO): DNA-binding transcription factor activity, RNA polymerase II-specific; zinc ion binding; RNA polymerase II transcription regulatory region sequence-specific DNA binding
Source: RefSeq, a predicted model, not a curated record
AUGAUGGUGCACUGUGCCGGCUGCGAGCGGCCCAUCCUCGACCGCUUUCUGCUGAACGUGCUGGACCGCGCGUGGCACAUUAAAUGUGUGCAGUGCUGCGAGUGCAAAACCAACCUCUCGGAGAAGUGCUUCUCGCGCGAGGGCAAGCUCUACUGCAAAAAUGACUUCUUCAGGCGCUUCGGCACCAAGUGUGCAGGCUGUGCGCAAGGCAUCUCGCCCAGCGACCUGGUGCGCAAGGCCCGCAGCAAAGUCUUCCACCUCAACUGUUUCACCUGCAUGGUAUGCAACAAGCAGCUGUCCACCGGCGAGGAGCUGUACGUCAUCGACGAGAACAAGUUCGUGUGCAAAGACGACUACCUGAGCUCGUCCAGCCUCAAGGAGGGCAGCCUCAACUCAGUGUCAUCCUGUACGGACCGAAGUUUGUCCCCGGACCUUCAGGACCCAUUGCAGGAUGACCCCAAGGAGACGGACAACUCGACCUCGUCGGACAAGGAGACGGCCAAUAACGAGAACGAGGAGCAGAACUCGGGCACCAAGCGGCGCGGCCCGCGCACCACCAUUAAAGCCAAGCAGCUGGAGACGCUCAAGGCUGCCUUCGCCGCAACGCCCAAGCCCACGCGCCACAUCCGCGAGCAGCUGGCGCAGGAGACUGGCCUCAACAUGCGCGUCAUCCAGGUGUGGUUUCAGAACCGACGGUCCAAAGAACGCCGGAUGAAACAGCUGAGCGCUCUGGGCGCCCGGAGACACGCCUUCUUCCGGAGUCCGCGGCGCAUGCGUCCGCUGGGCGGCCGCUUGGACGAGUCUGAGAUGUUGGGGUCCACCCCUUACACAUACUACGGAGACUACCAAGGCGACUACUACGCGCCGGGAGGCAACUAUGACUUCUUCGCGCACGGCCCGCCCUCGCAGGCGCAGUCCCCAGCCGACUCGAGCUUCCUGGCUGCCUCGGGGCCCGGCUCGACGCCGCUGGGCGCGCUGGAGCCGCCGCUCGCCGGCCCGCACGCCGCCGACAACCCCAGGUUCACCGACAUGAUCUCGCACCCGGACACGCCGAGCCCCGAGCCGGGCCUGCCGGGCGCGCUGCACCCCAUGCCCGGAGAGGUGUUCAGCGGCGGGCCCAGCCCGCCCUUCCCCAUGAGCGGCACCAGCGGCUACAGCGGACCCCUGUCGCACCCCAACCCCGAGCUCAACGAGGCUGCCGUGUGGUAA